Messenger RNA from Hibiscus syriacus, 379 nucleotides. RefSeq names its product serine/threonine-protein kinase BSK5-like. NCBI's taxonomy places the organism in Eukaryota, Viridiplantae, Streptophyta, Magnoliopsida, Malvales, Malvaceae. The transcript has 2 exons. Gene Ontology annotation, molecular function: protein kinase activity. The record is from RefSeq and is a predicted model, not a curated record. The coding region runs from base 71 to 379 and encodes 102 amino acids. Gene Ontology annotation, biological process: brassinosteroid mediated signaling pathway.
AGCUAGAGAAGAAUAGGAAAAUAACAUCCGUUUCUUUGUGUCAGUUAAAAUUUAAGUUUAAGUUAAGCCAAUGGGAGCUCGUUGCUCCAAUCUAUCACUUUGCUGGGGCUCGUCAAUUCUCAAGUCGAACAUCAAGGACUCCUCCGAUCUCGAGAAUGGGAAGGAAUCGUUACCUGGAUUCAUCGAAUACAGCUUGGACCAAUUAAGAGCCGCCAUUACCGGAUUCAGUACGGACAACAUUGUAUCGGAGCAUGGAGAGAAAGCUCCCAAUGUCGUUUACCGAGGGAAGCUUGACAACGAGGAUCGUUUGGUUGCCAUUAAACGAUUCAGUAGAUCGGCUUGGCCAGAUCCUCGACAGUUCCUUGUAUAUAAUUUGUAG